Molecule: messenger RNA, 1518 nt
Organism: Homo sapiens (human)
Lineage: Eukaryota; Metazoa; Chordata; Mammalia; Primates; Hominidae
Gene: TM6SF2
Product: transmembrane 6 superfamily member 2
Exons: 10
Coding region: 87-1220 (377 amino acids)
Cellular component (GO): endoplasmic reticulum membrane; endoplasmic reticulum-Golgi intermediate compartment membrane
Source: RefSeq, marked validated
AGCCUCGGCCCGGACUCGCCGCCAACGAGGAGCCGAGCGCCCUGGAGAACGCGUCGGGGCUGAGCCGGGGUCCAGCAGCCGCCGCUAUGGACAUCCCGCCGCUGGCCGGCAAGAUCGCGGCGCUGUCGCUGAGCGCCCUCCCGGUGUCCUACGCGCUCAACCACGUCUCGGCGCUCUCGCACCCCCUGUGGGUGGCAUUGAUGAGCGCCCUAAUCCUGGGUCUGCUUUUCGUGGCGGUCUACAGCUUGUCCCAUGGCGAGGUCUCCUAUGACCCACUCUAUGCUGUCUUCGCUGUCUUCGCCUUCACCUCGGUUGUGGACCUCAUCAUCGCUCUUCAGGAAGACAGCUAUGUGGUGGGCUUCAUGGAGUUCUACACCAAGGAGGGAGAGCCAUACCUGCGCACAGCGCACGGAGUCUUCAUCUGCUACUGGGAUGGCACUGUUCACUACCUCCUCUACCUGGCCAUGGCCGGCGCCAUCUGCAGAAGGAAGAGAUACCGGAAUUUUGGACUCUACUGGCUGGGUUCCUUCGCCAUGAGCAUCCUGGUGUUCCUUACAGGAAACAUUCUUGGCAAAUACAGCUCCGAGAUCAGGCCUGCCUUCUUCCUCACCAUCCCCUACCUGCUGGUGCCAUGCUGGGCUGGCAUGAAGGUCUUCAGCCAGCCCCGGGCGCUAACCCGCUGCACCGCCAACAUGGUGCAAGAGGAACAAAGAAAGGGACUCCUGCAGCGUCCGGCUGACCUGGCCCUUGUCAUAUAUCUCAUCCUUGCUGGCUUCUUCACUCUGUUCCGGGGCCUGGUGGUGCUUGAUUGCCCCACAGAUGCCUGCUUUGUCUAUAUCUACCAGUAUGAGCCAUACCUGCGGGACCCUGUGGCCUACCCUAAGGUGCAGAUGCUGAUGUACAUGUUUUAUGUCCUGCCUUUCUGCGGCCUGGCUGCCUAUGCUCUCACCUUCCCUGGUUGCUCCUGGCUUCCAGACUGGGCCUUGGUGUUUGCUGGAGGCAUCGGCCAGGCACAGUUCUCGCACAUGGGGGCUUCCAUGCACCUGCGCACACCCUUCACCUACCGUGUGCCUGAGGACACCUGGGGCUGCUUCUUCGUGUGCAAUCUGCUGUAUGCGCUGGGCCCCCACCUGCUGGCCUACCGUUGCCUUCAGUGGCCCGCAUUCUUCCACCAGCCACCACCCUCCGACCCCCUAGCCCUCCACAAGAAGCAGCAUUGAGAGAGCUGUGGACUCAGGACCCAGGACUCUGUUUACGUGCCCAGUCAGCCCUACCUGGGGAAGCGGGGGUUGGGUGUUUUAGAGACAGGAGGGACAUCUCCGGGUGUCUUUAGUCUUGGCUAUGGUAGUUUCAGUCCAGUGGGUGGGAUGGAGACCAACGACCAAGUGUUCCUGCAAGGAGAGCCUCCCACAGCUGUCACCAUGCUCCAACUCCCACACAAACGCUUCUACCCCUUCCAGAACUUACCCAUCAUCCCCCCAUGGAUCCUUUCAGUAAAAACCCUUUCAAUUUCCAAAA